UAGUUUUAAAACGAAAUUAGGGUUUAACAUUACAUUAUAGGACAAAUACAUCAUUACAUUUUUGAGUUAUGCUCUGAUUAUUAUUUGUCGGUAUAAAAGAGCUAGCCUCCACGGUAUCAGGGUAUUGCUGACAUUACAUGAAACCCUCGUCUGGUUGAUAUCAAGAUGGCUACAGCAAAACUACUAUCUGAAAAUGAAAGAAUAGAAUUAAAGGAAAUGAACCAAAGUGUCAGACUUGCACUUCCUAAUGCAGAAAGGCAAGAUGAUGACAGGAAAAUAUACGAGUGUGUCUUUGAAAAUGGUGCAACAAACAUUGAUUAUUUGACAAACGUUAUUAACAUUGGAAAUUCAGAUGUAAACUAUAUAGCUGAACAUGGAAGAACGGCUUUGCAUGAAGCAGUAAGGAAAGGUGAGGUUGAAACUGUCAACCUUCUAAUGUCAGCUGGUGCGAGUUUGGAAUUCAAAGAUGUAGAUGGGAAUACUGCUUUACAUUAUGCUUGUUUGCAAACAACAUGGCAUAAUUAUAAAGACAUUUUCAAAAUUUUAUUUCCCCCAAAAAAGAACAUUGAGAGCAUUAGAAUAAGUCAAACCAGAGAGAGGUCCAAAAUUCAAAAGUGCCGCUAUCAUACAAGAACAUUUGAACAAACAUGGUUUGACGCAGCAACAUCUACAAAUGAAAAUGGGGAUAACAUACUUGACCUUUUAUUAAAAGAGGACCGUCUCAUCGAAAGUAAAAGGGAAAUUGUUCAGUACCUGGUCAAAGAAACAGAGAUGUUUUACCUCUUAAAACUUCUUAGAAACACACCACGUAUACAGAACUCAACAUCUGAAGUUGGAAGACCCUUUGAAAGCAAUGACAACAAUUCAAUUAAUACACCUUUAAGACGGCUUUUACAGCUUUAUCCAGAAGUUAUCUCUGAAUUAUUGGAUAGAUGCAUAGUAAAAUGUACAGGAAAAGUUAAUUACCACUUUGAGCUCCUGGAUGACACUUACCUUCUACAUACAUGGCCACCUCAACAGGAGUACUACUGCAAAUGGUUAUAUCAAUCCAAAUGGGAACAUAUUGAUGCUGAAGAAAUUGAGAGCCGUGAGGCUUACACAAAACAUUUGUCGCAAAUAAGAAAUAACCACCCUGUUAUGUUAAUGCUGAAAUAUAAAAGAGAUACCUCUAAAGAUCCCGGUAAAAAGGAAGUUUACAGACAACUUGUCGAUCACCCACUUGUUAAAGCUCUGAUUAGACAUAAAUGGCAUCAUAUAGGCAAAAAGCUUCACGUCAUGAGCUUGAGUCUAUACCUGGUAUUUCUAUGUACUCUGACAACGUUCGUAAUUGCUAUCGACACGCUAUACGAGCGAUUUCAGGAUUCGGGAACUAAAUCCACAGCUUCAAACAAAACAGGCAAUUACUCAAAGGAUUGCAACAGCACGACCCUUUGUAACAAUAAGAGUGAGUCAUAUAAUGUGACAACAACACCAACCGCUAAUGAUCGUGUCACAUGUGAAACGUAUGGCAAUUAUCCAAUGAUUACUGUCUUGCAAAUAGUGGUCAUAUUCCAGGCAAUAAUCUUGUUAUUAAAAGAGAUUCAUCAUAUUGUGAUGACCUUCGGGUUGGAGUAUUUUAAACAUUUCAAAAACUAUAUUAAGUGGACAGCUUAUACAACAGCAUUAUUUUUCCUGAUCGACUUAUCGGAGUGUCCUAAUACAGGCUAUAGAGAGACAUGGCAAUGGACUCUAGGCACAGUGGCUAUUUUCCUGUCAUGGGUCGAUCUGUUAGCUUAUUUAGAGAAAUUUGACUGGCUUGGGAUUUAUGUGUCUAUGCUUAAAAGAAUCACAAUAACGUUUUUACGUAACAUUUUCCCAAUCGUUGCUAUUUUACUAGUAGCUUUCGCUUUAGCGUUCCUGUGUGCGCGCAAAAAGCAGGAUGAAUUUAAAAAUAUCCUAGUGUCAUUGCUGUCAACAUCGGCAAUGAUGGCUGAAGGUUUCGGAUAUGAGGAUCUCAGUGAAGAGCACAUUGUUUAUUUAGCUUUUAUCAGUCAUUUGGUUUCCAGCAUCUUUUUGAUUAUUAUGACUAUUAUAACAAUGAAUUUAAUGGUUGGCGUAGCUGUAAGUGAUGUCAAAGAAGUUUACAUGCGGGCGAUCGAAUCACAAUUCACAUUGCAGAUUGAAGACAUUUUAGAAUUGGAACGUAUCUGCCAGACUAUUCUUACCAUUUUGAUAAGAUUUAGAUGUACAAAGAAGAUUGGUAUAUGGCUGAAGGUCAAAUUCAUCCAGCAGCCUAACAGAGAAGUAUUAACUGGCCGAUUAAAAUCCGAAGAAAUACCAAAACAUAUUCGUGAUAAAGACCAGAGUGAAAAUUUAGGACAGAAGCUGGAUGAAUUGAUAUCAUUGAAAGAAGAUAUGUGUAAUCUCAUGCGACUGAUGAAAGAAGAACACGAGCGUCUCCGAGAAAUAGCAGUUAGAUAGAUAUAUCCAAACAUAUUAAAAUAGAUGACUUUAGUGGAUUUGCUUAACCUAGAAAGAGCAGUGAACUGAUGAUUAUAUAUGCUAGUUUGGCUGCUGAGUGUUUUGAUUAUGACAAAUUUACCAUAUAAGAAAGAGUAUGAAGAUGUAUAUAAUAAUCAUGUACAUAUCAAAUGUUUGUAUAAAUGUUGCAAACUAUAAAAUAAUACUUCGAAAUCGCCUCAAAAGUAAAACGGUAGUAUCACAGUUUAUUUAACUGUUCAUGAUUGAAGUGGCGAAUUAUAUGCUGACAACAAGGUCAAUAAGGAUCGAAAAGCAGAAUUUUUGCAGAUGAAGAGUUUCGAGUAAACUUUGCUUUUUCAUAUUUAAAUUUGUAUUCUUUAAAUCAGGUUUUGAUUGAAUGUUAUCAUUUUAAAGCUGAAUGGUAUUUUGCUGCGCUACACAUUAUAUCCAUUUUUGUAUAUUAUGAUAAGCAACUAAACAUAAAACAUAUUUUUAAAACACAAUUAUUUUUUAAUAGUUUCAAAUAAAGUAAAUAAUUUCAAUUUAUAACAGAAAUUUAUUUAAUUGUUCUGAAAACUUUUGGAAUGUGUUUCUGUAUCCAAUAAGCAAGUCUGUACAUAUUUUCUAGGACUGCCUUUUACUAUUUAUGAAACAAUAUUUUAAAAUCAUACCUGCUAUUACACAGUUUUGUUUCCUGCAUUCAAUAAAACAUGUGACAUAAGUAUUCGGUUGAUAAGGGAGUAAACGUAAAGAUUACUGUCCACUAAAAUAUGACAAAAUAGUUUGCGUAACAACAACCAUAUAACACAUUCAAUAAUCAAGUCUGCACCUUUGAUCGUUCUUAUUUUAUGUAUCAACGGACUACUAAUAGUUUUUAUAAUUCAAUAACUUUGACCAAUAUGUCUAAAUGUUACGCAUUCAAGGACAAAUGUAUGUUGUAUGAGUAUUUAAGAAUAAAGAUCAACAAGAAAAGACGUAUCCCUGAACGCAACAUAUUUAUGAAUUGUGUAUAUUAUAUUUUAGUUAAAAACUUUAUGUUUUAAAGUGAAUUGGUCAAUAAUGGAAGACUUGUAAUUAUACCAUAAUUAAUAUUAAGUAGAUUGUAUUCCGUAGUAUUGCAAGGAUCAGGUGGUCUAAUAAUUCUUCUGCUUACUUUAUU
Molecule: messenger RNA, 3619 nt
Organism: Ruditapes philippinarum (Manila clam)
Lineage: Eukaryota; Metazoa; Mollusca; Bivalvia; Venerida; Veneridae
Product: transient receptor potential cation channel subfamily A member 1 homolog
Exons: 18
Coding region: 166-2460 (764 amino acids)
Biological process (GO): monoatomic ion transport; transmembrane transport
Cellular component (GO): membrane
Molecular function (GO): protein binding; monoatomic ion channel activity
Source: RefSeq, a predicted model, not a curated record